AUGUCAAAAUCAAAAAGAAAGAAGAGAAUGAAAGGAGAAGAUAACUUCAUUUUUUGUUCGUCAAAGCCCAUGGCGAGAACCAAACACCUCGUCCAAAAGAAACGAAAUCGCCCCCAACCCUCCGCUGCUGCAUCUCCUUCAAAGAGCUCGACUCCUACAAGAAGAGGUGCAAGGAAUGUUCCGCAAAGUCCAUCAUCGGCGCAGAGGCAGAGAAAGCAAUACCGUCACAGGCCGGGGACUGUGGCUCUUCGUGAGAUUCGGCAUUUCCAGAAGACCCAUACCCUUCUCAUUCCUGCUGCUCCUUUCAUUCGAACUGUAAGAGAGAUUAGCUCCUAUUUUGCCCCGGGAAUCACUCGUUGGACAGCUGAAGCCUUAGUUGCUCUUCAGGAGGCAGCGGAGGAUUACUUGGUUCAUUUGUUUGAAGAUGCAAUGCUAUGUGCAAUUCAUGCAAAGCGUGUUACGCUUAUGAAAAAGGAUUGGGAGCUGGCUCGGCGACUUGGAGGGAAAGGGCAACCUUGGUGA
This is a messenger RNA of Ilex paraguariensis (yerba mate), 522 nucleotides long. The record is from the annotation of a GenBank genome assembly. NCBI's taxonomy places the organism in Eukaryota, Viridiplantae, Streptophyta, Magnoliopsida, Aquifoliales, Aquifoliaceae.